AUGAGAGCACAGGAUGUUGGUGAGGAGAACGACAGCGGAUCCGAGGAUGAUGAGGAGGAGGAUGAUGAUGAGGAGGAGGAUGAAGAGGAGGAGGAUGAAGAGGAGGAGGAUGAAGAGGAGAACGACGACCACGAAGGGAAUGGAGAGAACGACAACCAGGGUGGCGAUAGGCGCGAUGAGGACGAUGGGAAUCCUGAUGGUAAAACUGGUGGUCCCGACAGUGGUGCUCCUGGUCCUGGCAAUGGUGGCAGUGGUGGUCCUGCUCCCAGCGGCGGCCGCUCUCCCCGAUCGAGACCCAGGAGCCAUGACGAACAGGAGUUGUCUAGUAAAAGACAGAAAAUGGCCGAUGUCUCUGCACCGACCGAGUGCUUGCCCCCAACUCCUGUAUCACUCCCACUCGCUCCAUCUCCCUCAACACUCUCGUCGUCUUCCUUUUCGACAAUAUCCUCACGUUUCGAAACUGAACAUUCAAUCAAUGUAGAGAAGUGGUGUUCGUCUGUCAAACAAGAGGCUUCUACCGAUUUUACAUUCAUCGAUACGGCCAUCCCUCCCAAUCCUCUCUCUUUCACCACUGCCGAUCAAGUCGUUCCCCUCAAAUACUGGACUCACGGAGAGUACACUGACUUUUUCUCGGGGCUCGGCCUAACCUUCGUGCUGGCCACGCCCAUGGAGGUAGAUGUAUUGCUCGCGCGGGCAGCCAAAUUUGGCUGGGCUGGGGCGCUGGGAGGAAGUCAGGUGUCGGGAAUGGGAGAGCCGGGUGAUGGGCUUCGUAUCAUGUAACCUGUGCAUGUCCAAUUGCAGCGUGGUCGCGGCGUAGAAAGACCGUUUGCGUGGAUUCGGCGUCGCCUCAGGCGUCUUAAGUGUUUCACUAAUGUAGGUGUCGGGGUCUAUGGCCGAGUCUGCCCACGGAUGCAACAUCUCUAGG
Messenger RNA from Cryptococcus amylolentus CBS 6039, 925 nucleotides. RefSeq lists its product as hypothetical. The transcript has 3 exons. Bases 1 to 780 code for a protein of 259 amino acids. NCBI's taxonomy places the organism in Eukaryota, Fungi, Basidiomycota, Tremellomycetes, Tremellales, Cryptococcaceae. The record is from RefSeq and is a predicted model, not a curated record.